AAACAACCCUUACGCUCCCGAUGUGCCUUGUCACCGGGUCAUUGCGAGUGACGGAUUCGUCGGAGGGUUCAUGGGGGACUGGGAGAAAGCACCCAGCGGCAUCAACCAGACCAAGAAGCUACGCCUGCUUGCCGAGGAAGGUGUGCACUUCGACACAGAGGGCAAGCUCAUUACCAGCAGUACCACCACCACCACCCCUACCACUACCAGUAGCAGCACUGUCAAGAAGAGACCCAAAAGACAAGCAGCGGGAGUAGGACAUGUAUGGUUUGAUGGCGCCUCAUCUUUGGACUCAGACUUAGACAACGCCCGAGAAGAGUUGAAAAUCAUCAUGGAGAAAGGGACGGGCAAGGUGUGAUCCUGAAUCGAGAUGCUC
Exophiala xenobiotica is the source of this 376-nucleotide messenger RNA. RefSeq lists its product as uncharacterized. NCBI's taxonomy places the organism in Eukaryota, Fungi, Ascomycota, Eurotiomycetes, Chaetothyriales, Herpotrichiellaceae. The transcript is spliced from 2 exons. The coding region runs from base 71 to 358 and encodes 95 amino acids. The record is from RefSeq and is a predicted model, not a curated record.